Messenger RNA from Verticillium nonalfalfae, 1911 nucleotides. RefSeq lists its product as uncharacterized. The record is from RefSeq and is a predicted model, not a curated record. NCBI's taxonomy places the organism in Eukaryota, Fungi, Ascomycota, Sordariomycetes, Glomerellales, Plectosphaerellaceae. Gene Ontology annotation, molecular function: nucleic acid binding; protein serine/threonine kinase activator activity; zinc ion binding. The transcript has 3 exons. Bases 1 to 1911 code for a protein of 636 amino acids. Gene Ontology annotation, cellular component: nucleus; Dbf4-dependent protein kinase complex. Gene Ontology annotation, biological process: regulation of cell cycle phase transition; positive regulation of nuclear cell cycle DNA replication.
AUGUCGACUGCAAGACGGACGCCCCUGUCCAGCAAUCCCAAUGUCGCCAACUCACCUCUGAGGGCCCCAGGUGCCGCCACCCUCGGCCAGACCAAGCCCAAGCGUUCCUAUGCCAACCUGCAGCGGGAGGAGGCCUAUGGCCAGCCUCCGCCGCUGAAGAAGCAGAUGCUUGAGAAUGGCCUCCAGCGCCAGCUUCGCUCACCGUCGAAGGGUCACAGGAGCGCUUUGCCCCAACGUUCUGUCCGCCUGUCCACCAAGGAGAGGACCGCUCAGCAACAGGAGCAGACCCAGCAGGAUAACAGUGUCGAAAAGAUCCGACAGUGGCAGAAGGAGUACCAGGCGAGGUUCCCCAAGAUGGUGUUCUACUUCGAGAGCAUCUCCGAGGAUCUCCGCUACAAGCUGUCCAAGCAGGCUGUCAGCCUGGGAGCUCGUGAGGAACGAUUCUUCUCUAACAACAUCACCCACGUCGUGACCACCCGCCCCAUUCCCACCGAGGACGAGGUUCAUGCCUCGCACCACGAGCAGCAUGCUCAUGAGGAGCAGCCGCAGACGAUCAACCCUUCCCUGCUCAAUCGAUCUACCGACACCCGGCGGCGUCUAUUCGAUACCGGCACCAAGAGGACACACGCUCAAUUGCAGGAUGACAGCCUCCGCCGGCCCAAGCCCAUGCGAAACAAUGACAUUCUGCACAAGGCCCGCGAUAUGGGCAAGAAGAUCUGGCCCUUGGAGAAAUUUCAGAGGAUGCUCGAGAUCCUUCUGCAGCCUGACCCUCAUGCUGCCGUGGCCAUCGCGCACGCCGGCAAAGACGAUGCUGGUCGGCACGGCUUAGGGAGCAAGAAGGCGGCCGAAGAGCCCAACCUGUCCCAGCUCCUGCAGCGGGAGCGACUCAACGGACCUUCUGACCGAGACCCAACCGUCGCCAGCCGUGAGCUAAUCCAGUUCAGAGGACCUUACAUUUAUGUUUAUGACAUGGACGAGAAGCAAAAACCCAUCAUGGUGCGCGAGUAUCCGAGGGCCAGCAAGUAUGAGGGAGAGUGGCCGCAGUUCCGAACCGUCACCGACGGACGAUGCCCCUUCGUGGAGGAAGUCGACCCCGUCGACCGUGCAGCGAGAAGGUCUCGGGCCGAAGAGAAGGAGAGGGCCGCCAGGCGCGUCCUCGAAGCUCGCCCCAGCCUACAGCCUCCUGAGGCGCAGGCGCCGAAAGCCGUUAUUGGCAAGCGAACUCUGGCUGAGAUGCAGAAUGGUCAGGAGCAGGUUCGCGCCACCUCUGUGAACCCCGCCGACGUCUUCAAGGCGCCCAAGACGAUCGAGUCCAAGCCGUCCGACUUUGGUUUUGUCAGCCGAGCGCCUGCCGGCCGCUUCCUUGCCGGGGAGCCUGUCGCGUCAGGUGUCCAGCCGUCCAAUGUCACUUCUGCCAUUCGUUCUCAGAUGAUUUCAUCAGCCACCGGUACCGGCGCCGCCAAGGCGGGCACGAGCAAGGAGAUUCAUGGACUUCAGCGCAAGGUUCUCCAGAGAGGCACAUCCUAUUCGCAAGACCCCAGCUCUCGGCGACCCGACCUCAGUGUCGAUGUCGCAUCUAGCAGAUCCGGGAGCACUGUACGGGCCACUAGUCGACGCCUGGAACUGAUCGAGGAGGACGCCAAUAAGGGCGAGAUGAGGCAGACGCGGGCUAGCACCAAGGCGCAGUCAGCGCCUGCCCAGAAGAGCAAACGGGAUCUCAAGCCUGGCUAUUGUGAGAACUGUCAGGACAAAUUCAAGGACUUCGAUGAGCACAUCCUUUCUCGCAAGCACCGCAAAUUCGCCGAAAACCUCGACAACUGGGGCGAGCUUGAUGAGCUUCUGGGGAAGCUUGAACGACAACGCUGUAAACCUCGCUCACAAUUCUACAGCGAGUGGCAAGCUGCACUCUGA